Molecule: messenger RNA, 732 nt
Organism: Nestor notabilis (Kea)
Lineage: Eukaryota; Metazoa; Chordata; Aves; Psittaciformes; Psittacidae
Gene: VGLL1
Product: vestigial-like family member 1
Exons: 4
Coding region: 1-732 (243 amino acids)
Biological process (GO): regulation of transcription by RNA polymerase II
Cellular component (GO): nucleus
Source: RefSeq, a predicted model, not a curated record
AUGGAAGAAACAAGGAAGCUCUCUCCAAAGCCGUGUAAAAGCAAAGAACCUGUGAAAACAGAAUGGGGGGCUCAGAGUGUUGUAUUUACCUACUUCCAAGGGGAUAUUAACAGUGUGGUGGAUGAACAUUUUUCAAGAGCUCUAAGCAAUGCCAAGAACCCACAAGACCUGAGCACAAAGCAGAGGGAUGAGACUGUUGUCCUGAAGAACGUAGAUAGCAUGUCUCCCCAUCAGUGGAAUUUCUCUUCACAUUGCUCCAAAACAUAUCCACCAUCUUCUGCACCAAGCGUGUCAAAUUCGGGUCUGAAUUUUGCUGCUGCUGGUCUGGCAGGUCAGUACCAGCCACCAUCUCUGCGGAGUCAUCCAACCCAACCUGCAGACUUAUGGCCUUUCCCUUCGAUUGGGGCUCCCAGUCUUCCCAGUUCCGUCUAUCAUCAUGCCUUGCCUGACCUGCACGUGGGAGAUGAACCCAUCUCUGACAGGAAAUACGGUUCUCUUCUUGGUCUUCUGCAACAGGAAAAGUGCUUAACAUCCAUGCAGGAAUGUACCAUGAAGCAACACUCAAGUUCUGCUUGUAUGACUGGACCUGCUAGGUUACAAAAUAUAAGCCAAAGUUCAGCUCCUGGGGGAGAGAGGAAACCAAGCUCUUACCAAGGCUCAGAGAAUGCCAGUGGAAGCCACGCCACUGCAGGCAUUCAGAUCCAUGACAGAAGACGAGAUUUGUACUUUUAG